AUGUCUACAGAUUAUUCCUUUUCAAGCCCUUUCCAGCAUGAUGAUCCUUAUUUCCAGCAGCAUCAGACUCCUCGUUUUCAGAAUUCCUCGAUUCCUAGUGGAUCCAGCAAAGCACCAAAUUAUUCAGAUCAUGAUCACCACUCAACAGACCGUCACUCAUGGAAUGAUCCCUCCGGCAGCUCGAGUGCAUAUAUGCACUUGAAUCAUCGUAUACAAUCCUUAGAAUGUGAGAUACAGCGCUUGAAGGUCGAAAACAGCUCCCUCUCUGCUACACGUGACACAUAUGAAGCAGCCUUCAACACCCUUGCCGCAUCGAUUUCCUCGGAAGUUCCGGCCAUUUCAUCUUUUACAGGGCUAACUAUCAACAGCGAUGUCAAAUCCAAACCUUCUUGCACCAUUCCUGGUAUGAAAUCACGGCUCCAGCCACUCGACCGGAAAGACUACCCAAAGACUCGAUUUUGGACUGAAGACAUGUAUACCAAAUGGACGAAAACCCCUGCAUCUCAAUGGGUCCAUGAGAAUCGUGCUGCUUUCCCAUUCCCAUUCCUUGAAGACACGGAUGGCAAACUCAUUGUGAAAGCCGAAGUAUCGAACAUCCUCAAGACAUUGCGAAACAUCUGGCACACGCUGCUCAACAACAACUGUGCUCCUGACACAUGGGGUCAUGCAGGGACCGAUGUAUUGGACAAUGUUACAGAUGAGAUGACGAGGCAUCACCCAGUUCUGGCACUUUGCAGCAAUGGAUGGAAGGUCCAGGCUAUCGCUACUGAACGUUAUCCCUCAUGGGCGUCAACACACAUCAAGAAGAGGAAGAAAUCUUCAGAUGCCAUUGCAGUGUCCUCUGGUACCAAGCGAAAAAUUACGAAACUCAGUAAUACACCAUCUGAUUCGGAGCCACCUGCUGACCUGAGCUCCCCAACCCCCUCCAACGAGCCCGAUCACCCAGCGAAACGGCCAAAGGUCGAUGAAGCAUCGAUGACACCACUGGCAGCACCUGAUCCAACUGUCAGCAUGACCAUGGCCACCACCCUACCAACAAUUCCGAUAGCUUCAGGCCAUUCUCUAUCCGAAUCUGGGUCUGAACAUGUGCCAGACUCGAUGACACUGUUGGCAACACCUGAUCUAACUGUCAGCAUGACCAUGGGCGCCACCCUACCGACAAGUCCGAUAGCUUCAGGCCAUCCUCUGUCCAAGCCCAGGUCCGAACGUGUCCCAGACUCAAUGACACCGCUGGCAACACUUAAUCCAAUUGUCAGCACGACCAUGGCCACCACCUUACCAACAAGUCUGACAGAUUCAGGCCAUCCUCUGUCCAAGCCCGGGUCUGAACGUGUCCCAGACUCGAUAACACCACUGGCAACACCUGAUCCGAUUGUCAGCACAACCAUGGCCACCACCCUACCGACAAGUCCGACAGAUUCAAGCCAUCCUCCGUCUGAGUCUGGGUCCGAACGUGUGCCAGACUCAAUGACACCACUGGCAGCACCUGAUCCGACUGUUAGCCGUCUUCCACAGAUAAAGAAUCCGCUCGCAAAACUCGUGUUAUCCAAGAAACCCAAUCCCUCGGCGUCUCCAGUUCUUGCACCUUCCACGAAUUCGGACCCUGGUCCAACCACGCCAACUGAGUUAUCGAUGGCUCCCAUAGCCAAGGAUGCCAUCUUACCAACACCAGGGCCCGUCGCUGGUACAACGGACAACAGUUCUGACACGAUGACAACUAAGAAAUUUCGGCCAACUGCAACAAAAAACGGAAGAAACCUCUGCGCACAUCGCUGGCUCAAGAUCAUUGCCCCGAAUGGCACAUCUGGCGACUUUAAACUGUACUGGAACGCACUGUCGAAAGACAGUCAACUGAACUACGAACGAGAGGCUGCGGCACUUGUCAAAGACGGGACGUGGACCGGGAAUACCGCCAGUACAAUUAACAAGUUCGUUGGAGGACCAAUACACUAG
Messenger RNA from Suillus fuscotomentosus, 1953 nucleotides. RefSeq lists its product as uncharacterized. The transcript is spliced from 8 exons. The record is from RefSeq and is a predicted model, not a curated record. The coding region runs from base 1 to 1953 and encodes 650 amino acids. Lineage: Eukaryota; Fungi; Basidiomycota; Agaricomycetes; Boletales; Suillaceae.